AUGCUUAAAACCCACCAAACUUUCGCCAAAUCAGCAUCAUUGUGGACUGUGUGUCUCGUGGUGUCCUUCUGGCUGUCAACAAGAUCUAAACCUGAUGUGAACAUUAUCGAAAAUUCAACUGGAAAAGGCAUUCUUAUUUCCCCGGAACUUGCCAUCUUACCGGACAAACUGUGCUUUAUCUGGACUUCUACGCGUGAUAGAAAGUUACGAAAGUUUGCUCUUCCCGACAAACAUCGUUACGGACUGGAGUUUCACAUUUCUCGCAAAUGUUCUCACGUUGUGCUACUUAUUCUCCUUGCUGGCGACAUAGCAACCAACCCAGGUCCUACAACUGGUUCACGUGAAACAGACAAUUCAAAAACUAGUCCCGGGUUAAAAGUUCUGUAUUUAAAUGCCAGAAGUCUAAAAGCAUUUGUUCAUCCAAUUGGGGACAAAUCGGUAAAAGUUUGUAAAAUCUCGUUAUUGCAACAACUGACAUAUGGUGGUAAUUACGACGUUGUAUGUGUGUGUGAGACCUGGUUAAACAAUUUAAUCUUAAGCAGUGAGAUCUUGCCUAAUUAUGGAUCUAUCUUCCGAUGUGACAGAGCUGACAGAAUUGGUGGUGGUGUUCUUGUUGCUGUGAAGACUGGUAUACAAGUCACACGCAGACAUGAUCUAGAACCUGAUAAUACGGAACUUGUUGUUACUGAGUUAAUGAAAUCUAACAACAAACCAAUUAUACUUUACACGUUUUAUUGUCCCCCCGACUCUAAACCCGAUGUCCUUCAGCAGCUAAAUUAUUCUAUCCAAAACAACCCAGAAUCAAGUCGUAUUGUGUUGAUAGGCGAUUUUAAUCUACCAUCAGUUAAAUGGUCGUCUGAUCAGAAAACCCCCAUCAACAUCGGAGGACCUGCUGAGAAUGAAAUCUUUUGCGAUUUGGUAGACGACAACUUCCUUCUGCAAUACAUAUUUGGCCCUACCCAUACUGCUGGUAAUAAACUCGAUCUGUUGAUGUGUAACUCUCCUGAAAUCGUCGGCGACGUCUCCGUUCUCCAUCCCGAGACCUGUGGUUUCCCAACAGAUCACUACAUCGUGGAAUUUGACGUAAAGUUGAAGUUUAAAAGAGCCAAGCCAAUAAAGCGCCGAGUAUUCGACUAUGGAAAAGGAAAUUUCGAUGAGCUACGUAACUUCCUGACACGAUAUCCCAUCAAUGUUACCCCAACUGAUAGCAUUAAUGAUGACUGGGAACAAUGGAAGGACACAUUCUUAACUGCUGUGAGAAGGUACAUUCCGAUGAGAACUGUCAAAGACAAAAAUAGUCCACCAUGGAUCGAUAAAGAAGUGCGUCAACUAAUCCGUAAGAAGUACAAAGUUCUAAAACAAUACCGCAGGAACAAAUCUGCUGAUCGAAAGCGUAAAUUACGAAGCGUUACUCAACAAAUCAAAUACUUGAUUCGAAGUAAACACCGAGGCUAUCUGGCUAAAAUAAAAAGUUCGUUCUGUGACAACCCCAAACUAUUCUGGAGUUACCAUAAAUCAAUUCUUUACCACCGGACAGGUCAGAGCAACGAAAUAACAUAUAAUGGUUUCACAGCCAAGACGGCGAAAGAAAAAGCGGAUCUUUUUAACACUUACUUUUCUUCAGUGUUUCAUCCAUCUUCUACCACUUGUAACCAGACGCCUCGAACGGAAAGCAAAGAGAACAUCUCGGAGAUAACAAUCGAUGUAGACGAAGUUGCGCAAUUUUUGCGCGCCCUUGAUACCUCGAAAGCAUGUGGCCCCGACGGCAUUCCAGCUCGCCUGUUACAAGUAUGCGCCCUUGAAAUCGCACCAAGCAUAU
Molecule: messenger RNA, 1819 nt
Organism: Paramuricea clavata
Lineage: Eukaryota; Metazoa; Cnidaria; Anthozoa; Malacalcyonacea; Plexauridae
Source: the annotation of a GenBank genome assembly